UUGCUUCAAAGAUAUUUUUUUCCUCGAAGUCUACUAAAUUCUACUGAUGGUAGCCUCACAUAUACUUGGAUUCUUCCGCCACAUAGCCAACCUGAAAUGGACUUUUUCACGAACGACGUCAUCACGUCAUUUUUUGUCGAAGGUUUUCCGUAUAUAAUAAUGGGUGCAAGAUUGCUAAUGUUGAUUUCUUUUCUCCGAUCUCUACAACCAUGUCCAACGAUAUCGAGCAGAAUUGCACCAUGAUACAGGCUUUCGAGGCGAACUCUGAAGGAGAUUACCUCCACUGGAGGAGAAUUGUGGAUGUAUUGCCAGAGCUCGCUGACAUAGGGAUAACCGCUAUGUGGUUGCCUCAUCCUGCAAAGGCGAUUGGCGAGGAGUCUGGCUACGACGUGUUCAAUUUGUAUAACCUCGACCACGUUGAUCAUCAACUCUCGAUGGGGACCAAGUAUGGCACAAAACGGGAGUUAUUGCGCGCUAUCAAGAAGGCUAAGAGGCACGGAAUUGUUACAUACAUUGACGCGGUGAUAAUGCAAGCAUUGUGCACAGAGAGAACCGAGAAACCUGCUACUACUAAGGUAGUUGUUACUGAGGUAGAUCCUACUGAGGUAGAUCCUGAUGAUAGAACCGAAGAGGUCUCCGGUAUCGUCGGUACCAAAGAUUGGGCAUCCAUUCGUUUGCCCGGGAGACAUGAAAAGUACAGCCUGGAUAAGUUGAACUUCGACGACCUUAGGCGCUUGGAUUAUGGUGCCGGUAUGGACUGGGCACAGAGCGUCGUCGCCGAGAGUAGCCAGCAUGGCCAGUUGAUGAGUGCGGAUACCGGCGACAACUAUCCAUUUGAAUGGGAUAUGAUCGACUGGGGGAAUUGGAUUAUCAAGGAGACCGGUGCUGUUGGAUUCAGAUUUGGCCCCAUCAAGCACAUGGACUGCCACUUCGUAGCCGAUUUCAUCAAGUCUGUACGAGAGAACGCCAAUGAUCCUAAUCUGUUCGCUGUUGGAGAGUAUUGUAAGGAUGACUUGAGCGACUCGGAGGAGGACUUGGAGGAGUACUUGGAUUCUCUGGGGACGCAGUUCAGUAUAUUCGACACUUUGUUACAUUACAACUUCAAGGAAGCCGGAGAUAGAGCAGAAGAAUAUGAUAUGCGAGCGAUUUGGGACUCUACGAUUGUCCAGAAGAGACACACCGUUGCGGUAACGCUCGUCGACAAUCAUGAUACUCAAGUCGGUCAGAAACUGGAAAGCUGGGUAUCGCCGGCGUUCAAGCCCCUUGCGUAUGCUUUGAUCUUGCUGCGACCAUCUGGAUAUCCAUGCGUCUUUUGGGGUGACUUGUAUGGAACGGAAGGAGAUAAUCCCCAGCAACCGGUGCCUCAGCUUGACGUUAUGAUUCGUGCGCGCAAUCUUUACGCCCACGGCGAGCUGAGGGAUUACUGGGACCACAUGAACUGUGUGGGGUGGGUAAGAAUGGGCAAGAGUGAUGAAGGACAAGCCGGAUGCGCUGUUGUCUUGUGUAACGGGUCUAGUGAAGGAUCAAAGCGUAUGGACGUCGGCAAGGAACACGCUGGUGAAAAGUGGAAAGAUUUACUGGGGUGGUACCAGGGCGAAAUCGUCAUUGAAGAUGAUGGAUGGGCGGAGUUCAAGUGUUCUGCUCGAAGUGUUAGUAUUUGGGUGAAAGAGGGAGCCGGGAAGGAAUGAAGUGAUACCCUUAGACUUAGGG
Guyanagaster necrorhizus is the source of this 1710-nucleotide messenger RNA. RefSeq names its product putative alpha-amylase. Bases 210 to 1688 code for a protein of 492 amino acids. The transcript is spliced from 14 exons. Gene Ontology annotation, biological process: carbohydrate metabolic process. The record is from RefSeq and is a predicted model, not a curated record. NCBI's taxonomy places the organism in Eukaryota, Fungi, Basidiomycota, Agaricomycetes, Agaricales, Physalacriaceae. Gene Ontology annotation, molecular function: hydrolase activity, hydrolyzing O-glycosyl compounds; calcium ion binding.